CCUGUUCACGCGUCGCUUGUUUUCAGUGUCUGAGAGAGAGAGAGAGAGCAGUGCAGGAUGGAGAAGAUAGACUUGCCAGCCCCUGGCCCUGAUGAUCUGCCCCUGUCCCUGCUGGAGAUGGGCUGUUCAGGGAAGUUUGAGGUCCUCACACACCCCCAGGCCACAAACACACCCUUCCCACCCCAGAGCACGCUUCCUCAUGGGCUUCCUCCAUUCUGUGUGGACCUGAAGAUGGAGGUGGAGAAACGUUUCCUGCAGGAUCCUGCGUGGAUGCCCAUACACGAUACAACUGACGCCUUCCAGAAGUUUCUUAAGCUAACUAAAAGGGACAGACAAGUGGACUCGCUGCUGCACUGCUCUCUGUCUCCUCUGCACUCAGGACUGUCUGUAGUGAGAGAUCCCACCACCGGCAUGCUGCUGGAUUUCACAGAGGUGCUAAUGGAGCACACCGGCUUGUCGGCGAAGAACUCUUUAUCGAUGCAGCGGCAGCCGGGGCCGCCGUCUGAGAGCCUGAGAGGCAGCAACACCAACUACCCCUUUCUGCCAGGUGGUAUGGAGGAGCUGACGUUGGAGCAGAUUAAGAAAAAGUCUGAGCUGGAGGAGGAUAUUGACUUUGAGAAUGACUUACUGACGGUGCCUCCGGGGCUAAAAGCCGGCAUGAACUUCAGUAAUAAAGAUGCCAAAACUACCAAAGGAGACGUGAACCUGCUGUCUUUGUUGUCUACGUUUGAUGAUGUGAUUGAAUCCGUGCCUGAGGAGAAAGAGAGAGGCUCAGGAGGUGCAGAGGAGGCCAAACUGCAUAGAACUAACAGCCUUGAGGAUCUGGGCAUUAAGGACACACUGCCGUCUCCUGCUCCUGCUCCUACUCCUGCUGGAGCUUCAUCUCCCAGCAAGAAGGUUGGAGGGACACUAAAUAGCAGGACAGAGGAGAAGGAAAGGAAGUGGGCUGUGCAUGUGGACAUCUCCUCACCGUGUGAGGAUUUCUACAAACGGAUCCCCGAUCCUGCUUUUAAGUAUCCAUUUGAGCUGGACGUGUUUCAGAAGCAGGCGAUUCUCAGACUCGAGGCUCACGACUCUGUCUUUGUGGCAGCUCACACCUCUGCAGGAAAAACCGUGGUGGCGGAGUACGCCAUCGCGCUCUCGCAAAAACACAUGACCAGAACCAUCUACACGUCCCCCAUUAAAGCUUUGUCCAAUCAGAAGUUCCGUGACUUUAAGAACACAUUCGGCGACGUCGGGCUUUUGACUGGAGAUGUUCAGAUCAACCCCGAGGGCUCCUGUCUCAUCAUGACCACUGAAAUAUUGAGGUCGAUGCUGUAUAACGGAUCGGAGGUCAUUCGGGACCUGGAGUGGGUUAUAUUCGACGAGGUUCAUUACAUCAACGACGCAGAGCGAGGUGUUGUGUGGGAGGAAGUGCUCAUCAUGCUGCCUGAACAUGUUAGCAUUAUUUUGCUCAGUGCCACGGUGCCCAAUGCGGUGGAGUUCAGCGAGUGGAUCGGGCGUAUCAAGAAGAGGCCGAUCUACGUGAUCAGUACAGUGAAGAGGCCUGUGCCACUGGAGCAUUACCUCUACACAGGAAACAGCACCAAGACUCAGAAAGAGCUCUUCCUCCUACUAGAUGCUACAGGAAGUUUCCUCACCAAAGGGUAUUACGCAGCAGUGGAAGCCAAGAAGGAGCGCACCAGCAAACACGCCCAGUCUUUUGGCACGAAGAAGGUGUCACAGAGCACCACACCAAAUCAGGACCGCGCCGUGUGGCAGACCCUGCUCCAUUUCCUGUCAGAGAGGCAGCAGACUCCGGUAGUGGCAUUCACCUUUUCGCGCACACGCUGUGAUGAUAAUGCUCGCUCUCUCACCUCUCUGGACCUGACCAGCUCGGUGGAAAAGAACGAAAUCCACUCCUUUUUCCAUAAGAGUCUGAGCAGGCUGAGAGGAGGAGACCGACAGCUCCCUCAGAUCCUGCUAAUGAGGGACUUGCUGAAGAGAGGCGUCGCCGUGCACCACAGCGGCAUUCUGCCCAUCCUGAAGGAGGUCAUCGAAAUGCUGUUCUCCAAAGGCCUUGUGAAGGUCCUUUUCGCCACCGAGACUUUUGCAAUGGGCGUAAACAUGCCGGCUAGGACCGUUGUGUUCGACAGCAUCCGCAAACACGACGGAACUGGAUUCAGAAACCUUCAUCCUGGUGAGUACAUCCAGAUGGCGGGGAGAGCAGGCAGACGAGGGCUGGAUGCUACAGGCACGGUCAUCAUCCUGUGCAAGACUGGAGUUCACGAAAUGGCAGACCUGCACACCAUGAUGCUGGGCAAGCCGACGUUGCUGCAGUCCCAGUUCAGGCUGACUUACACCAUGAUCCUCAACCUGCUGCGAGUCGAGGCUCUCAGAGUCACCGACAUGAUGCGCAGAAGUUUCUCAGAGAGCCACAGAGACACACAGGCCAAUGAGAGAAGGAUAGCAGAGUUGAAACGUGAGCUUUCCUCUCUCCCGCCUCUUGACACAGAGGGUCAGUUAUCUGAUCUCCUCUCCUAUUACCACACUUUGACAGAGCUACGUAUUACAACUGAAGCCCUGCAGCGAGCAGUGAUGGAGUCAAUGAACGGAAUGAAGGCCUUGUCAGUGGGACGGGUUAUCGUAGUCAACAACGCUCAGCAUUUCAACGCCCUGGCUGUCCUCUUACAGGUGUCCACCGACUCUGUAAAUCGGACCUUCACUGCCCUCAUCAUUUGUGAGAAAGGGAACGAAGAAGCAGCAGGACCUGGUCCGGAGAACCGGGCGUUCACGCAUCUUCACAACACCAGCCUUUUCAUUCCAGAGGGUCCGUGCAGUCACACAGUACAGAAACUGAAACCUCAGGACAUCUCCUCCAUCACGGUUAAGACUCUGAAGGUCAUUCCGGAGAGGAUUAUCGAUAACUAUAACAAGAGGCAGCAGCCUCGCUUCAGAAUGGACCCGCCUGGUCAAGCGAUUUCGACCGCAACUCAGGAGCUCCUGCGAUUGGCCGAGGCCAACCCGGGCGGCGUCGCGACCCUCGACCCUGUGAACGACCUCCACCUGAAGGGUGUGGACGUCGUGGAGGACGUGAUGAGGCAGAGGGUCCUUCAGGAGAGCCUCAAAGACUUCCACUGCACCCACUCACCCACUUUUACAGAGCAGUUCGCACGUGUUCAGGAGCGAAUGAAACUGCAGGAGGAGCUGGAUAAACUGCUGUUCUUGAUCUCGGAUCAGUCACUCACUCUGCUGCCAGAGUACCACCAGAGGAUUAAGGUCCUGGAGGCUCUGAACUACAUCGACGGGAGCGGAGCGGUGCAGCUGAAGGGUCGAGUGGCGUGUCAGAUCAGCAGUCAUGAGCUCCUGCUCACGGAGUUGCUGUUCGAGAACACGCUGAGCCCUCUGGCCCCGGAGGAGAGCGCCGCCCUGCUGUCAUGCCUCGUCUUCACGCAGAACACUCAGAUUGAGCCGCACAUCCCCAACACUAUCCAGGAGGCGAUCGACCGGGUGCUGUGCGUGGCUCAGCGGAUCGGGGAGUUCCAGCGCGACUGCGGCCUCGCCCAGACCGCCGAAGACUUCGUGUCCCAGUUUAAGUUUGGCCUGACUGAGGUGGUGUACUGCUGGGCCAGAGGAAUGCCCUUUGCGGAGAUCGCCCAGCUGACAGAUGUGCAGGAGGGGACGGUGGUGCGCUGCAUCCAGAGACUGGACGAGGUCCUGAAGGAGGUCAGACAAGCAGCCCGAAUCGUAGGAGAUUCAGUUUUGGGCAGCAAGAUGGAAAGAGCAUCACUGGCUAUUCGCAGAGACAUCGUGUUCACGGCAUCCCUUUACACGCACUGAGAGAGAGCGAGAGAGAGUGUGUGCACUUCAGGAUGGCUGAGAGUGUCUAUGUGUGUGUGUCAGUGUGUAUAAAUGGACAAGUAAACAUAAAGUGCCAAUUAACGACUGCAUGAAUGGGCUAACAUUCUAAUUAAUCAAUGUAUAACAGCGGAAACACCGAGGAUCAGCAUGAGCAUGCUCUGUGGAAGGAGAAAUGGACGGUUUCCAUCAGUAAUGAUUAAAGGUGGCACCACAGAGCGCUGAAGAAGACUGAAGAUGCUAUGAUUACAGCGUCGAAGUGGGUCCAAAUGUUUACAUUUCGCACGUGUGAGUGACAGAGAAUGCUUGCUUUCGCUGUUAAGAAAGCAGGAAAUGUCUGAUGAAAUGGAAAUCAAAGACAAAACCAAUCAUGGGCUGUAAUUUAUUGUACAGGAAUAAAAUCCACUGUACCUAAAUUAAAAUGAGCGUUCAAUCUACA
Clarias gariepinus (North African catfish) is the source of this 4276-nucleotide messenger RNA. It is a transcript of the gene skic2, whose product is annotated as SKI2 subunit of superkiller complex. Gene Ontology annotation, cellular component: Ski complex. Gene Ontology annotation, molecular function: ATP binding; RNA binding; RNA helicase activity. Gene Ontology annotation, biological process: nuclear-transcribed mRNA catabolic process, 3'-5' exonucleolytic nonsense-mediated decay. The record is from RefSeq and is a predicted model, not a curated record. The transcript is spliced from 29 exons. Bases 58 to 3819 code for a protein of 1253 amino acids. NCBI's taxonomy places the organism in Eukaryota, Metazoa, Chordata, Actinopteri, Siluriformes, Clariidae.